UUUUUUUAUCAUAUUUCUGUUAUUAGGUGCAAUAAAAUGUGGUCAUAGAAAUGCUCGGGAUUUGUGGAAAUUAGAUGGAGUAGGUGUAGAUAUUGUAUCAUGUGUUAUGUCAGAAAAACAAUUUGAAUUUUUAUUGCGAUAUAUACGUUUUGAUGACAUAAGAGGACGUGAAGAAAGAAAAAAGUUUGAUAAAAUAACCCAUGUGCGAUGGUUAUUUGAAAGUUUUAUACUACAGUGUAAACAGUCAUAUAGUUUAUCCGAGUUUGUCACUAUAGACGAAAAACUCCAAGCCUUUCGUGGUCGAUGUUCUUUUAGGCAGUACAUUCCGUCCAAACCUGCUAAAUAUGGUAUAAAAAUUUUUGCUAUGGUAGAUAACAUUUCAUAUUUCACCAGUAAUAUGGAAAUUUAUGCCGGAAAACAACCUGAUGGUCCAUUUAGUAUUGAUAACAGUCCGAAAAAUGUUGUUCAUCGUUUGAUACAACCUAUUAGGAAUACAGGAAGAAACGUGACAAUCGAUAACUGGUUUACUAGUGUUCCGCUCGCAGAUGAAUUACUGAAUCAAAAACUCACCUUACUUGGUACCCUUAGGAAAAAUAAAACUCAAAUACCACAGGAAUUUAAAAUCACGAAAAAUCGCCCUGUAUUUAGUUCUUAUUUUGGAUUUAGUGGAAAAAAAGUUCUAGUUUCAUACAAACCUAAAAAUAACAAAAUAGUAUUACUAUUAUCCACAAUGCACAAUGAUAAUUCAAUCGACAGUAGUACAGGAGCGGCAAAAAAACCAAACAUGAUAACGAUGUAUAAUGCAACGAAAGGCUCUGUGGAUACAAUGGAUAAGAAAACCGAGAAUUACACUGUUGCACGGCAGUGUAUGCGUUGGCCAUUAGUAGUUUUUUAUUCAAUGCUAAACAUCGGUGGACUAAACGCACAAAUUAUUUUCCAAGAAAAUACUUCAAUAAGAAAAACAAGACUUGUAUUUUUGAAGACAUUAGCUCGUCAACUAAUGCAAGAACAAAUGGAAUACCGUUUGACAAUGGAUUGUUUGCCAAAACAAAUAAAAUUAAGACUAAAUGAAUACUGCAACAUAACAAGAACUAACGUGGGGGAAAUACAACGUGUACGAGCUUCUGGAAGAUGUACUUUUUGUGACCGCUCAAAAGAUCGUAAGGCUACAAAAGUAUGUACUAAUUGCGCAAGGCUCAUUUGCAGAGACCAUAUAAUAGAGACUUACCCUGACUGCUUUGAGGCUUCAUAG
Molecule: messenger RNA, 1252 nt
Organism: Myzus persicae (green peach aphid)
Lineage: Eukaryota; Metazoa; Arthropoda; Insecta; Hemiptera; Aphididae
Product: piggyBac transposable element-derived protein 1-like
Exons: 1
Coding region: 107-1252 (381 amino acids)
Source: RefSeq, a predicted model, not a curated record